Molecule: messenger RNA, 4064 nt
Organism: Phoenix dactylifera (date palm)
Lineage: Eukaryota; Viridiplantae; Streptophyta; Magnoliopsida; Arecales; Arecaceae
Gene: ELP2
Product: elongator protein 2
Biological process (GO): tRNA wobble uridine modification
Cellular component (GO): elongator holoenzyme complex
Molecular function (GO): protein binding
Source: RefSeq, a predicted model, not a curated record
AAGUCCCCACAUUGUUUGAUGUUGAAGAUUCCUUCUUAGGAUAUGAAGCUCUAUAUAAUGCCAUCUGCUGCAACCCUAAUUGAUGAUAGGGCUCAUAUCAAAAUUUCUUCUUCUUUAUUAAAAUUUCAUAUUCAAUAUGAAUUAAUUUCAGCUGCAAGUUGCAGUUAUGUUCUAUCUAAAUUCUAAAGAGAGAGGGUUAUCGUAAUAGAAGAUGGAGGAAAGAGGACAAGGAUGGAGAGUCGAAAUUUAGAGGGGAAGAAGUGGGUACCUAUGGUUUGAAAAAGAAGAGAAGCUUAAGUUUUAUUCUUAACUUCAUGCUCAGAAUAGCAAAAAUUCCCUUUUUGAUAGCACACUGUAACAAAAUCUGAUUCAAAGAGAACAAAUAUAUCUCUUUUAGUGGCUGGCAAGGAGAGAGGAUGUGGUUGUGGACUGUGGAGGUGCUUAUGGAUGCCUCUCUUAUAGGUCCCAACAACCUUACUAGUUGCUAUAUGCCUAUAUGGCCACAAGCCCCAUAUGGAUCUUAGCUUGAAAAGCCCUACAAACACACACUCUUGUUUUUUUUUUUGGGCUGUGAAAAAGCUUUACGAAGUGUUAAAAUAAAAGUAAAAUAUCUAAUGUAAACUAUAAAUAAUUAAAAAACAGUAAAGAGGCUUCUCGAAUUCAUGUGCAUGAUUUUCUUCUUCUUCUCUUCUGUUCUUUUUUUUUUGGGGUACAAUAUUGUUGAAACACUGAAAGGGAAACAACUGAUCUGUUCAUUUUGUUUUAAGAAACACAAUUAUGCAAAUUUUCCUUCUCUUUUAUUCAGAUUUCUUGAUUAGAAAUGGUAUGGACUCCACAAAUUUGAUCGCAUCAGCUAGUAGAAAAAACUGGUGGAAGAACUUUCUUAUAGUAGGAGAUAUGCUUAUAAAAGGGGCUGUUUUCUUCUUCAGUCAAUGUACUACCAUGCAAGCUAAUGCCGUAUCUUUUUCUCCUUGCAGCUGAAGGAGCACUUUUUCCCUUCAAAGUUUUGCAUUAACUUAGAAAUUUCUAUAGCACUACUAGGGUUCUUAAACUCAUAAUGUUUUUGAUCAUUGUUUAUUCCAGAUUUAUUAUCUCAUAUAAACUUAAAUGCUCUUUCAAUUGUUAGCUCAUGGGACCUGCACAGUAAAUAGCUUAUCUUGAAUUGUCUGGAUUCAUGGUUCUUUUGUUUAUAGCACUACGAGGGUUCUUAAACUCAUAAUGUUUUUGACCAUUGUUUAUUCCAGAUUUACUAUCUCAUAAAAACUUCAAUGCUCUCUCAUUUGUUAGCUCAUGGGACCUGCACAGUAAAUAGCUUAUCUUGAAUUGUCUGGAUUCAUGGUUCUUUUGAAAUAUGCUCUUAUUUUGUUUCUCCAAUAUUUCCUUUCUUUUUCAUUUUUCCUUCUGUAUUCUGUGACCAUAUUGAGCAAUGUGUGAGAGCCUGGUAGAACACACUAUGGAAGGAACAUCAUCUGCCCUCCACAUCAGCUUCUCUGUGAAAGUGGAGACGUGUUUUGCAAGUUCCAGAAAUGCAUAAGAAGGGUGUUACAUGUCUUACUGGCAUGAUGAUUUCUCAUACUGUUGCUAUAUUUGCUUCCACCUCUUCGGAUGGUAUUGUUCUUGUGUGGAAAAUGGUUCUUCCGUCUACUGCAGGGGUUGACUGUAAAGUUUCUUGCCUGGAGUCUCUUUCUGUGGGUUCAAAACCUAUGGUUGCAUUGUCGUUAGCAGAACUACCAGGAAAUACUGGGACCACAGAGGAUUUGGUUUUGGCAAUGGGAGGGUUAGACCAGAAGGUUCAUCUUUACUGCAGUGAUCAGACUGGGAAGUUUGUUCGUGCUUGUGAACUGAAAGGACACACAGACUGGAUCAGAAGUUUGGACUUUUCAUCACCUGUUUGUUUAGGGAGUGAAAAUAAAAACCUUUUCCUUGUAAGUUCAUCUCAGGACAGAAGCAUACGCAUAUGGAAGAUGGUGUCUCAUGUUUCUUCUGCUAAUUCUGAGCUGCCAUCCAAGAGAGAAGAUAUCGGCUUGACAUCAUAUAUUGAAGGUCCUAUAUUUGUUAUUGGUUCUACCUGCUAUCAGGUUUCCCUUGAGUCUCUGCUUAUUGGUCAUGAAGAUUGGGUGUAUUCAGUUGAAUGGCAACCUCCUUUGAUGCUAAAUGGGAGUGAGUAUCGUCAGCCCAUGAGCAUUUUAUCUGCAUCUAUGGACAAAACAAUGAUGAUAUGGAGACCUGAACGAACCACUGGUAUCUGGAUAAAUGCGGUGACUGUUGGUGAAUUAAGUCACUCUGCCUUGGGUUUUUAUGGUGGCCAUUGGGCCCCUGAUGGUGAAUCAAUUCUUGCUCAUGGUUAUGGUGGAUCUUUUCACAUGUGGAGAAAUAUUGGCAUGGAUGCUGAAAAUUGGCAACCACAGAAAGUUCCCUCUGGCCAUUUUGCUUCUGUGUCUGAUGUUGCAUGGGCCAGAUCUGGUGAAUAUCUACUGUCUGUUAGCUAUGACCAGACUACUCGUAUUUUUGCACCAUGGAGAAAUGAAAUAUGGCUUGGGAAUAAGGCUUCUUGGCAUGAAAUUGCCCGUCCACAAGUUCAUGGACACGAUAUUAACUGUGUGGCCAUUAUACAAGGGACUGGAAACCACCGAUUUGUUUGUGGUGCUGAUGAAAAAGUUGCUAGAGUAUUUGAAGCUCCUUUAUCAUUUUUGCAAACCCUUAACCAUGCAAAUUUCCAAAAGUCUAGCUGCAUCAAUGAUUUUCCGGAAGGUGUACAGAUCUUGGGUGCAAACAUGUCUGCUCUUGGACUAUCACAAAAGCCUAUUUAUGCCCAUGCUGACAGUGAAGCCCCCAGCAGGCUCCAUAAUGAUAUGCCAGACUCUCUGGAGACAAUUCCUGAUGCAGUGCCUACUGUUUUGACUGAGCCUCCUGUCGAGGAAAAACUAGCAUGGCAUACAUUGUGGCCUGAAUCCCAUAAGCUUUAUGGCCAUGGGAAUGAGCUAUUAUCUCUAUGUUGUGACCAUGAGGGGAAGCUUGUCGCUUCGUCAUGCAAGUCACAGUCAGCAACAGUUGCAGAAAUAUGGCUAUGGCUGGUCGGAUCAUGGAAGGCAGUUGGUCGCUUGCAAUCUCACAGCCUAACAGUCACACAGAUGGAGUUUUCUCAUGAUGACUCUUUUCUCCUGUCUGUUUCAAGGGAUCGACAGUUCUCAGUCUUCUCGAUCAAGAAAUCUGGGGAAGGAGCAAGCCAUCAACUGAUCGCCAAGCAUGAGGCACACAAGAGAAUCAUAUGGGCAUGCUCAUGGAACCCCUUUGGCCAUGAAUUUGCAACAGGGUCAAGGGACAAGACCGUCAAGAUUUGGGCUAUUGAGAAUGGGUCUUCUGUCAAGCAGCUUAUGACCUUGCCUCAGUUCCGAGACAGCGUUACAGCCUUAUCUUGGGUUGGCCGUGACCCUGCCUGCAAUGCUGGGCUUCUUGCUGUGGGGAUGGACAAUGGGCUUAUAGAACUCUGGAGUCUCUCUGGUGGUAGACCUGCUACUGCUUGUGGCUCGGAGCUCUUACCAUUUAGCGCUGUCCUUGCAGUUCGGUUUGAUCCUUUCUUGUGCCACAUUUCAACGGUGCGCCGCUUAGCAUGGAGGAACUUCGACGAUAGUGAUUCAAGGGCGUUGCAGCUAGCUUCUUGUGGUGCAGAUCACUGUGUUAGGGUGUUUGAGGUGCAUUGCCGUUGAAGAUACUUGUUAGAUGGCCCAUGUUAUAUUUGAUCAAACAACGGAUGAUGAAGCUAUCUUGAGAAAAGUUGGAUUCGAUCUUUAACAAAAAAUGUUGUCACCAGUUGUCUGGAUGGUUUAGGGCAUCGACAUUUUAUCAGAGGGAGAGUAGAGGGAAAAGGUUUUAUAUUAAUAUAUGUAUAUUUCUAAAAAUUAUUUUGGCACUAUGUAUCAUAUACACUGUCACUAAUUCUAACUAUCCAAUUCGUCGUCCAAAGGAGUAGGCAUGCUUAUGCUGUAAUUAUGUUGGUAACUAUUCGAGCCAAUUAACACUCAAAUAGCUGUUUAAAGUGUUAUCAGCCAUGAAACUGUUCUAGA